GUCAAACACGUUGUUUAUAUAGAAAGCGUGGCUUAAAUCAUUCGAUAGAAAUGCUUUCCUUCAACGGUUGUCGUCAUUUUUUUUACCUAAUAAGGAGCGAUGGAUGUAAAAAUAAAUGGCAAAAUGGAAUAUAUAAUAGUAAUGAUAGGAGUUAAUUAUCAGCGCCACUUAAGGGUUUCAAUUUACUCGAGCUGGCGUGCCAUAAAAGUGAUUUCAUGCAUACGCAUACCGACAUCAACUCUCUCUAGAAAGUCAAAAGUUCACAUUCAUUAGCCCGACCGAGUGAGAAAAAAAACCCAUUUAGAAUGCCGUAGAAUGAACAAAAUAGAAAAAUUGCGAUUAUGAAUCCGUACAAUUUAAUUGGAUUUUUGCUGGUACUUUUUUACGCCACAAAUCGCGUACAUGCCGUACCAAUUGCAUCAGAAGCAUCGGAUUUAGCUGUGACAGCGGAAAACCGAACAGCCGUACAGAAUAAUGAUGAAAAAUUAGACAAUUUGCAAUACACCAUAGUCGAUGUAAUUGAAUCGUCCAAGAAUCUGGAUCAUGAUGCGACGACAAUUGAGCAAACGACGCAGAAACCACAGAGCGAAACACAAAAGCCAAAUUCAAUGGUUCGUAGACAUGUCAAAAAGUCAAAGACGCGACGACGACCACGCACACAACCAGAUUGUCGGUCACCAACCACCGUAAAACCAACAACGCCAAGACCAACACAAGUGGUCGUUCAGCUACCGAAUAUAUUCAUUUCACAAACUGGCUGGGGACCAGGUCGCUGACAUUGAACAAUUUCGACUUUGUUUUAGGAUAAUCACACUCAUUAAAUACUCAUUGAAAUUGUUCACACAUACUAAAUUGUUAAGGUCCUUGGUACAAAUUAUUAGAUUUAAGAAGACGAAAUGAGCAUUUGCGCUAGUAGCAUUUGAUAUGAAAUUAAAAAACGCUUUAAACUGAAA
Molecule: messenger RNA, 953 nt
Organism: Sitodiplosis mosellana (orange wheat blossom midge)
Lineage: Eukaryota; Metazoa; Arthropoda; Insecta; Diptera; Cecidomyiidae
Exons: 2
Coding region: 342-776 (144 amino acids)
Source: RefSeq, a predicted model, not a curated record